CCGAUUUCCCAGCCGCAAACCCGGGGAACGUCUGACGUACCACCAUACUACGGUUCCAUUUCUCAGCGCCCGCCGUAUGUGAGUGAGAGGUUGCCUUCGCUCCCCUUACCCCAGGCGCCAUUGGCCUACUCCUCGAGUAGUUCAUCUCCCCGGGUUAGUUCCAUUGCAUCCUCCGCGAGUUCUAACGGAGACUCGCAAUCUUCAUUCACUUCGGCACCGUCUUCAAACGGCCCUAAGACGCCAUCUCCUAGUCUUCCCGUCACAACGGCGAUAUCUGGCCCUCCUUCCCAGGCCAUUGGUGGGUACGAGCCAUACUCCGCGAUGAAUACCGCGCCUCCAGACAUGUACUACCAAGCUACGCACAUGUCUGCAGGUCCUGCACCCCAGCCACAGACCGUAACAUCAAACGCGUUACCUCAGUAUGGCCACCAGCAGCCGACCUUAUUACAACCAGGCCCAGCACAGUAUUCUACUGCUCCAUACCAAUACGGCUACGCCAAUGGAUUGACAUCUCCCCAGUCUGCGCCGCCGGCAGUCUCGGGCUCCAUGGGUGCCCAAAAUGUCCUGCCUCUACCUGGGGUUCCCAAUCAGGGAGGCAUGCAAAAUCAGUAUCAAGGGUUUGACACAACAGGUCAAAUUGCGCCGCCGGGGAUGAAACCCCGAGUUACGGCCACGCUUUGGGAAGAUGAGGGCAGCUUGUGCUUCCAGGUUGAGGCGAAGGGUAUUUGUGUUGCACGCCGAGAAGAUAAUCACAUGAUCAAUGGCACGAAACUGCUAAACGUCGCUGGAAUGACACGUGGAAGAAGGGAUGGAAUUUUGAAGAGCGAAAAAGUGCGGCACGUCGUUAAAAUUGGUCCUAUGCACCUCAAGGGAGUUUGGAUUCCCUUCGAGAGAGCUCUCGACUUCGCCAAUAAAGAGAAGAUCACGGAGCUGUUGUAUCCACUGUUCGUUCACAACAUCGGAGCUUUAUUAUACCACCCUACAAAUCAAAAUAGAACGAAUCAAGUCAUGGCUGCAGCCGAACGUCGAAAACAGGAGCAAAGUCAAAUGCGGAACGGCCCGGGUCCGACACCCCCUGGUGGCGUCUUGCCGUCAAUCCAGCAGCAUCACCACCACAUGGGACUACCAGGACCCCAACCUCCGUUACCAUCUCAUAAUAACGCAGGACGCCCGUCCCUUGACAGGGCACACACUUUCCCGACGCCGCCGACAAGUGCAUCAAGCGUGAUGGGAAGCAUGGGUUCAUCGGAAAGUUUCCAAUGGGGUCAACAAGGGAUGAGUGGUGCUCAGGGUCCUAAUCCCAUGUCUAUCGAUACGGGUCUCAGCAACGCUGCACGAUCUAUGCCAGCUACACCGGCAACUACGCCUCCAGGAAACACGCUGCAGAGUAUGCAGUCUUAUUCGCAGAGUAACCAACCUUAUGACAGUUCACGUGCGGUCUAUAAUGGUCAAGCUACCCAACAGUCUCCUUAUCCUCCCUCAAACAACAGCCCACAGGAUAGAAACAUAUAUGGCCAGACAAAUUCGUAUAUGAAAAGUGAGAUGGGCCCUCCGGCUGGACGUCCAACUGGUCCUAAUGAGCAGGCCGAUGUUAAGCCAUCCAACGGAUUACUGCAACAUAGUGAUGGUGUUCCUCACCCGUCCGGUGAGGAUGAAGCUGAGCAUGAGGCAGAAUAUACUCACGACAGUGGUGCUUAUGACACCAACAGAACGUAUAAUUAUAACCACCCGCCUGUUUCUGCGUUACCAGGCGAUCAUCAACAUAUCCCUGAGAUAACGGGGUCGCCUAAUCAUCAAGCCGGAUCUGGGCGAGCUACCCCUAGGACAGCAGCACCGCCGCAACCGUACUACGCUCAACAAGCGGGCUAUAGUACGCCACCGCGUGUGCCCCAAUCAAGCAACCUUUAUAAUGUAAUGAGUGGCGAUCGGGCGCCCACUAAUGGCGCACCACCGCCGGAUGUUUAUAGCUCGCAAAACGAAAAUCGAUUCUUUGAGACGAAUCACUUCCGCGCCAUAGAGUGCAAUGCCGACUACGAGACGCUCCUUUAUUUGUUCCAUUCCGCAUCUUUUGUAUUCGCCAUGACGAAUCAUCAUCAUGCUUGGGCCCAUCCAUCAGAAGACACGAUGACGAAAAUUACGACUUCUUGAUUGUUAUUAACAGCCGUUGAAAGGCCGUGUAAAUGCCUCACGAUUUAACGCGUCGCAUGGUGGACCUUAAUUUUCUUGAGAUGAUCAUCGAUUAUUUCUGUUUUUUUUAUGCUGAGGAUGAGAUACUCGAGCAACGCAAAAGUCCUGCCUAUUACGAUUUCUAGGCGAGUAAUGUUCAUGACCGAGGCUGAAUUUGUUUUACUUUGUUCAUCACAUCCAUCAGCCUCGUAGAGCACGUGAGGCUGCUGGUACAAUUAUUUUCCUAGUGACGACAUGAUGACGACCCGAUUUUUUUCUAUUCACCAAAAGGAUGUGGUGUCACUGUGGGCGUGUGUUG
This is a messenger RNA of Daldinia caldariorum, 2485 nucleotides long. RefSeq names its product apses-domain-containing protein. The record is from RefSeq and is a predicted model, not a curated record. The transcript is spliced from 4 exons. Gene Ontology annotation, molecular function: sequence-specific DNA binding; DNA-binding transcription factor activity. Bases 322 to 2148 code for a protein of 608 amino acids. NCBI's taxonomy places the organism in Eukaryota, Fungi, Ascomycota, Sordariomycetes, Xylariales, Hypoxylaceae. Gene Ontology annotation, biological process: positive regulation of transcription by RNA polymerase II. Gene Ontology annotation, cellular component: nucleus.